CUACCAAUACACGAUCUGUAGGGAGUGACUCAUCUCUCGAUUGUCGGUGAAUCAAGGUUCAUCUAGCCUAGAUAUUCUGAUCAACAAUGAGCAAGAAAACAUAUGGAUACGGUUCCCAUGGUGUAUUUGUUUCCAAGCAUGUUCAAACAAGACAAGCGGGGCAUAGAAGUCCAAUGCGACCCGCGCCAGAGGCACCAUCGCAUCAUAAACCCCAAUUCGAGGACAGUUUGCUCAAACUGAUCAAGGAAAUUCCUGAUGUCGAAAGAGCAUACAUGAAAAGUGGUUUCAAAGACGCAUUAGAACACGUGAACAUGAAACUAUUGGAGGCCAAGAAAUUGAAUGUGCAUUCUCAAGCAGAUAUUGUUCAAAGUAGCGACUGGAAGACCAAAGAGCAUGAGCUUCUCAAAGAAAUUGCACAGCUGAAUGAACAUAUACAGAGGUUACAGAGACAGUCAACUGUAGUGCGGAGUGGCAGGGAAAGUGGAAAAGAUAGUAAAUAUGAGAAAGUGAUGGAUCGGUUAAUGCACGAAAACGACAGUAUGCAAAAACAGCUGCAGUCACUUAAAACUGAAAAGAAAGACCUUCUACAUAGGUUAAGUAAGCUGGCUGGAGCUAAGUUAUCCGACAAUAACCCUGAUAUUACCGACCUCAGUGAUCCUAACCGUCCACAGAAACUGGCACAGAUGUUCAACGAACUGUAUGAUAACCAGUGGACGGAGGCUUUCGAAUCAAUGUCCGGAUCACAUGACAAAGGAAAUAUUCAAGUUCUUUUGGAUAUAUUUAUGGAAAUCUGGAAGUUCUGUAGGGAUCUGGGACAUCACCAUCUUGUAUCAUUAGAGAACCUGAUGCUUCAUCCAUGGUUGACGACGCACACGAUACAAUCAAAACCAAAUGCAGAUCAGUACCAUACAGAGACAAUGAAAAGCCUUAAAGAUAGUCGAAAGUUAGCUUCAAAAGAAACAAGAAAAGGGUUAUUUGAGCAUUUCCGGGAUAAACAUCCUACGUAUCGUACCUUAAAUGAAGGUGUGACCCGAUACGCAGAAAAAUGUGUAGACCUCUGCUGGCUCUGUGCCAUUCAAGACCCACCAAUAGAAUUUACAUAUAAUGUCAAGGGUGGAGAGAAGGUAGAUACUCAGUACUUCAGACUUUACGAUCGAUCAGGAGAAACUGUUGAGUAUCUAGUGUGGCCUGCAAUGCUGCUGCAUCAGGACGGGGCGAUUUUAGUUCGUGGCGUAGUACAAGCGGUCAAAAGAAAAAAGUAGAAAUCUGUUGUCAGUGUCAUGUG
Messenger RNA from Ylistrum balloti, 1285 nucleotides. RefSeq lists its product as uncharacterized. The transcript has 9 exons. Bases 87 to 1262 code for a protein of 391 amino acids. The record is from RefSeq and is a predicted model, not a curated record. Lineage: Eukaryota; Metazoa; Mollusca; Bivalvia; Pectinida; Pectinidae.